GGGUAAGACAGAGAAAUGGGAUUGGGCCUUAUACUUGGAAAACAUUUAGGUUGUCAGUUUGCUGAAUCCACUUGUGUUGGAUUAUGAAUUCAGAACAACAUUAGAUUUUGACAUCGGAUCAGCAUUGGAUCCUGAUGUUGGAUCAAUGUGAUUUUGAUGUCGGAUCAACGUUGGAUUUUGACAUUUGAUCAAUGUUUGAUCCUGACGUCAAAUCAACGUUGAAUUUUGACGUCGGAUCAAUGUUGAAUUUUGACAUCGGAUCAGCGUUGGAUCCUGACGUCAGAUCAAAAGUGCGUUUGUCUUGGGAAAAAAUUUCAUUUACUAAAAAAUGUUCACUACAUUCUAGAAUCAUACUAUGCACACUUUUAUAUUGCAUAUUAAAAUUGAUUUAAUACCUAAUUACAUAAAACAUUUCUUGACUAAAAGUACAAAAGUACAGGUAAGAACAGUGACAAAACAGUUGAGUAACCAAUCCGUGAGAAUGCCACGGAAAAGGAAGUCCGUGACAGGGCCUUGGAAAAAUGCGGAGAUCCGUGAGAAUGCUACGGAAAAUUAGCAAAAAAUUCUGUUACUAUGGAAAUUCGUGAGAUCAGGUUGGAGGGGCAGUUUCUUGGACAGGGUUUAGAUUAAUCCAGGGCUUAGUUAUAUUAGAACAUUUAAAUAGUUUUUAUAAACAAAUCUUUCAAAAACAAUUCUGGCGCAUCUUGUAAAAAAACUGAUAUGUUAAAGGUGACAUUUCACAAGACUGACAAUUGUCAAAUAUUGUCAAAUACAUUUUUGGUGUCACCAGAGUAUGUAUGUGAAGUUUUAGCUCAAAAUAUCAUAUAGAUAAUUAAUUAUAGCAUGUUAAAAUUGUCACUUUCUAGGUGUGAGCAAAAAUGUGCCAUAUUUGGGUGUCCUUUUUAAAUGCAAAUGAGCUGAUAUCUGUACUAAAUGGCAGUGCUGUGGUUGGAUAGUGCAGAUUAAGGGGCGGUAUUAUCCCCUUCUGACAUCACAAGGGGAGCCAAAUGACCUAGUUUUUCUUUACUUCAUUUCGUUCAUUAUUUUCAGUACAUUUAUUUUUUUGGUGUUCUUAUCAUGUAAACCAAUAUUAAGUGUUCCUUACAGUAAAUGUAGUUCCUAAAGUACUUUCUGUUUGUGGUUUCCUGACAACUAGAUGUCAUAUCUAAAUCUCAUGAGGAUGAUCAAUUACCUAUUGGCUUGGUUUCUCAAUCUUUUGCUUGUCAUGAUUUUAUGUCACUGUUCUGCAUUUGUAUAAAUUUAAAUUCAUUGUUCCCGGUCGGAUAGUCUUUGGCAUAUUUUUAUUUUUGUUGUUUCCAAGUUACUGUUGACAAGUAUUUCCAGUUUGUCAACUUGAUAACAGAUAACUUGUGUUCACCAAGCUGUUGCAAAGAACAAUUAAGUUUAACUUCAUUUUAAAUGAAGUUUUAAACUUGUUUUUCUAAAUUACGUCAACUUAUCACAAAGUUGAAUUGACUUGCAUAAUUAAGUUGUUUGAACUUCAUGCUGCAUUUUUUUAUCUGUUCAGUCAACAAAUGACAUCAAAUAGUUUUCCUGUUUAGAAAAGAUUGUGGACUUUUCCUGAGGCGUAUGUUUGCCUGGCAGUGGGAUAAAAGUCAAGAUCCAGACUUUGGAUCUGAAUAUAAUAGGUGGGCUCUGUUGACUUGAGCCAGUCAGCAAAAACAGCAGACUCUAACUAAAAUUAGGUCUGUUUGUCAGUUUUAUGCCAUUAGGGUGGGCGAUAUAUAUCAAGUUUUGGUAAUAUAUCAGUGUAUUUUCCCAACUGGAUAUGGGAUAAGACAAAACCAUCUAUAUCAAUAUGAUAUGACCCUCAUUCGCAAUAGAACCUCGGUCAGCAGAAAUCAACCAGCUCACAUGUUGACUAGCUGUUUAGUUUCAAACAGGAAGAAAAACCCAUGAGGUUUUAAAGUCUUCAAUUCAUGCACAUGGUUCACGUUGUGACUCAUUCGCUCACACACAUAACAAAUCAUUCAUUGAUUAUGUCAUGGGUGGAGUUUUUCUGUGGGUGGGAUCUAUGUUUACUUUCUGUUUCAUUCGUUUUCAAAAGUGUAUAUAUCGAUUAACUCGGCUUUAUCAUGCUGUAAAUUAUUUUACACCGGACUGAGACAUGGAGGAAACAUUCCCAUUCCAUUAUACUUUAAUGGAUUAUCUUUUAUGUUUGUUUGGAUUGCUUAUGUCUUUAGUGGAUAUAGGGCUGGACUGUUGGACUGUUGUAUCAUUUUAUCAGAAUGAGGAUUAUGUGUAUAUGGCUGUGCUGAUCUUUUUUCUGCUGGGGUCUUCACUGUUAGUACAGGUGUUCAGCUGGAUCUGGUACUCGGAUACACCAGACGACCUUCAGACUCAUGUGGAAAAAUUUGUUACCAAGCAUCAUUUACUCAAAGCAUUCCACUUCAUGCAGCUCGCCGUCUAUCUCAGAUAUGCCGGGCUGGUGGAGAUUUCAACACGCAGGUUUCUUCGCUCUGAUCGAUUGCAAGAGGGCGUUUCUGUAAACCUGAAUCAUGAUCUUUUUAUGCUUCGACUAAUAGAAGCUUUUGCUGAAAAUGCUCCACAACUUACACUCAUGAUGUCGAUAAUCGCAAUGGGACAAGGACUAACGCUUUUAGCAGCUUUUAAAACCCUUGGAUCAGCUUCUGCACUCGCCGCAAGUGUUGUCACCUACCACCGGAUCAUGCGUGAAUUUCUUCCUGACAAACGCAAGCUUAAAUGGUCUUCAUCUGUUGUCUACUUCCUCUGGAACUUACUGCUCAUCUUCACGCGUAUUACGGCUCUGGCACUCUUCGCUUCUGUUUUUCCUUGCUACAUUAUCGCCCACUUUCUGUCUGUGUGGAUGGUGCUUGUUUUGGUGGUCUGGGGUCAGAAAACAGAUUUCAUGGAUAGUUUAUGUGGGGAAUGGCUGUACAGAGCUACUGUUGGACUUAUUUGGUAUUUCAGCUGGUUUAAUGUAGGAAGUGGAAGCACUAAAUUAAAGAACAUCAUCUAUUAUGCAGUAAUGGGUUUGGACACGAUGGCACUGCUGGGCUUCUGGCAGAUGGAGUGUGAUUGCAUUUCACUCCCCUUUAGAUCUUAUAUAAUGAUCAUUAUACUAGCAAGUUUGUAUGUUUUGGGAAUUCUUCUGAGAAUUUUAUACUACAAAAAGUUUCAUCCUAACUGUGAUGAAAAGAAAAUUGAGUUGCAUGAGGAUAAACCGGUCAUGCGGGCAGUAGCAUGUAGUGGAUUCAUAGAGACAGAUUCAGCUAAAUCUUCAGAUUUCACAAAACCUGUCACUGGAGCUCAGAAGAGAAUGAGGAUCAUGGCUUCUAACUUUUAUUAGUGUUUACUUUAACUUUCUGUCUUUUCUUUCACUAAUCCUGGAACGAUAAAUUAUUACAGUAUAAUAUUAAAUGUUUUUUAUAAAAAAAUGUUUUGGUUUGAUGUGUUUUAUUUACAAAACGUGUGGU
Molecule: messenger RNA, 3458 nt
Organism: Misgurnus anguillicaudatus (oriental weatherfish)
Lineage: Eukaryota; Metazoa; Chordata; Actinopteri; Cypriniformes; Cobitidae
Source: RefSeq, a predicted model, not a curated record